AUCUCCAAGCCACUGAUGGAGAAGAAGCGACGGGCACGCAUCAAUGUAUCGCUGGAGCAGCUGAAGUCGUUGCUGGAAAAACACUACUCCCACCAGAUCCGGAAACGCAAGUUGGAGAAGGCGGAUAUACUGGAGCUGAGCGUCAAGUACAUGAAAAGCCUUCAGAACUCGGCUCAAGGGCUCUGGCGGGUCCCCAGCGGAGCCGAGUUCCCUUCUGGCUUCCGCAGCUGUCUGCCGGGAGUUAGCCAGCUUCUGGUGCGCGGAGAGGACGGCGGCGGCGGCCUGCGCUGCCCCCUGGCGCUUGAGCGCGCAGGUGGCAGCACCAUGGACAGCGCCAGCCCGAGCCCGGAGGCGCCCGCGCCGCUUGGCUCCUGCGUCCCUGCCAUUUGGGCCCCUGCUCCAGCCAUCGGCGCCUCGAGGUCCCAGCCACCCCGGCUCCUCUUCCCUGGAGGUCUCCCCGGCCCGUCCUCCAGCGUCCCGGGGCCGCAGCCGGCCCCUCGCCGCUGCGCCGAGAGCCCGGGGCCGGGUCUGGGGGUUUGGCGGCCCUGGUGAGUCCCGGCGCCGCCUCAGACUCAAGGGGGCCCCCUUCUGGCCCCGGGACGCAGAGACUGUUCAGAGCGCGCCUGCGUUGAUGGCCGGGACCCCAGUCUUCCGUCUUGGUCCCGUGGCAGGGGUGGCUGGGAGGGUGCCGCGUGCCCGCGAACGCGAGGAAAUACACGGAGCCUCGAGGGGGACCUGUGCCCCCCCCCCCCCCAGCCCCACCUACUCAAGCUGGACCCGCUCUCUCCUCGUCCCACCUUCUCGCGGGGCUGGGAGGGGAUGUCCCAGGCUGCUCCUCUUUCCCAGGGCCCCCGGCCGGCAGCCCGCCCCCGCCCCCGCCCCGCAGCCUCGCCGCUGUGGGAAGGUCGCCGUCGGCAGCGGCGCAGAGCGGACCCCUCGCAGCGAGGAGAAUCGCUGCCCCGCCCCGGCCCAUUCAGCCAGCCGAGGACGCCCGGUUCCCACCGGC
Acinonyx jubatus (cheetah) is the source of this 1006-nucleotide messenger RNA. RefSeq names its product hes family bHLH transcription factor 3 (gene HES3). The transcript is spliced from 3 exons. NCBI's taxonomy places the organism in Eukaryota, Metazoa, Chordata, Mammalia, Carnivora, Felidae. Gene Ontology annotation, biological process: regulation of neurogenesis; regulation of transcription by RNA polymerase II; anterior/posterior pattern specification. Gene Ontology annotation, cellular component: nucleus. The record is from RefSeq and is a predicted model, not a curated record. Gene Ontology annotation, molecular function: protein dimerization activity; DNA-binding transcription factor activity, RNA polymerase II-specific; RNA polymerase II cis-regulatory region sequence-specific DNA binding. Bases 16 to 552 code for a protein of 178 amino acids.